Messenger RNA from Marasmius oreades (fairy-ring Marasmius), 2322 nucleotides. RefSeq lists its product as uncharacterized. The transcript has 8 exons. Bases 1 to 2322 code for a protein of 773 amino acids. The record is from RefSeq and is a predicted model, not a curated record. Lineage: Eukaryota; Fungi; Basidiomycota; Agaricomycetes; Agaricales; Marasmiaceae.
AUGAUGGCAAGAUCCACAAGCUUCAAAAACAACACGCAAACCCGCCAAAAGACUCACCGCAGUACCAGGACGGAGAUUCAAGCUGAUGCGGACCACUCUGUUCCUGAUGGCGUGCACAGUACCCACCCUGUUGUAUACCAUGACAGUCCUGUGGCGGAUCGUUUUUACGUCGGGCCACCAAAGACAUGUUUCUUCGUCGACAGAAAAUUCGCAGCUUCUUUCCGUUCAGAAGCUGCAGACGUGUUUUUCUGGAACAACCGGAGCAUUGAAGGACAAUUCGCAACAGAUUUAUGGGAGAAUUUAUUGGGGAAAAUUCCAUGCACGCAAUGUGCUGAAGCUGGGGAACCAUGUGUUAUGGCCACAGAGACCACGCGCCCGGUACCCUCCUGCCAAAGAUGCAGGAGAAUACAGAAAGGCUGUUCUCACAAGGUCACAGCUGGAUGUCGUCGUCUGGCGGAUUGGUCAGUUCUUCAAGGACAUCGUCUUAAUGAAGAACAGGUGAAAGAGUUGGCACUUGCUUUGGGGAUAUUGCAUGUAGAGAACGGAAAAUACCUAAAAACGACAGUGACGUCAAAAGCCAUCAAGACAUCUUUUCAAGUUGGCGCUCUUCCGGAAUCCAACUAUGGCGAUUAUGUAUCACGGGGAAUGCCAACUACAACCAUUGGGGGGUUUGGAAAGUUACCUGGGGGUAACCGGCCCCGGAUGCCUACGAGAGGUCCCCAUACUGGUCAGGCGAUGGGUUCUGUGAAUAUACCCGGCAGCUCCCAACGUAAACGUAUCCAUAAUGAUUCUCCUUCAACGAAACCUGAUUGGGUCCGCCCCAUAACUUUGGCUUCUCGUGAAUCUGCAGCUCACAAUGAGCUUCAGAUGGGGGAUGACAUUCCGGAAGGCCAACUUGGAGUGCAGGACACUUGGUCAUCGGAUCUUCAAGCGGCGGAUCAAAUAGCCCUGAGUAUCAAUAAAGCGAUGCAGUCUUCGUCGGUCAAUGUCCGAUCUAAGACUCCGCUGUUUCUUCCAUCUGAGAAGGCGUCUCCAGUCCCAGGUCCCUCCAGAAUUUCGAGGUCCGAAUCUCAGGUUCCUUCUGUAAACGAGUCAUCAAGGGUUUCUCCAGUUCCGGAUCCUUUCAGACUUUCGAGGUCUGAAUCGGUUCCUCCCAUCAACGAGUCGUCGAGGGCCACUCCAGUUCCGGAUCCUUCCAGGACCUUGCACUUUCAACCCGAGCAACAUUCUUUUAGUGAGUCAUCGAGGGCCACGCCAGUCUCGGGUCCCCUCAGAAUGUCACAGGAGGUUGUUUGCUCUGAUAAUGCGUCGUCAACUGCUUCCCCAGCCCCAGGUCGCCCUUCCAGAAUUUUCCGGGUUGAAUCUGAGGUUCCUUCUGAGAAUGGGGAGUUAAGGGCUUCGCCAGUAUCAAAUCUGUCUCAAACAUUAUCCGGUCUUCGAGUAAGCCCCCCGGCGGACAAAGACCAGUACCCCGAUCAGUUUCUUCUUCGGAGUGGUCUACUAGGAGACGCCAACCCUUCUGAGAUGGACGUGGAUACACUCCGCCGAAGGGUGGCAGAGCUCUCCCAGGAUAAGAAGCGCUUGCUGGAAGAAUUAUCUUCGGCAGAAAUUUUGAACAAAAAAUACGCUGACCACAUACAACAACUGGAAUAUUCCUUUGAGUCACAUCGUUGCGAUUCUAACAGUGGUGGUAUGCUUGAUCUCAACAAGGAGACAGAGAAGGAAUUGGAAGAUCUUCGACUUCAAUCAACAAAGGUGGUUGAUCCAGCCACUCACCAGACGGCUGUUGAACUUGGAUUGCGUAGUUGGCUGUCGUCCGGCGACCUUAUUUUGCGUCCUCUCCGCCGUCUCGUCAAUCGGAUUAAAGGCAAGUUCUUGAGUGAACAUUGCCAACAUGAUCGGUUUCCUGCGGAUAUUACAUUCGCCUAUCAACAACUACAUAGCGAGGCGGCAGAAUUUCAGGCAGAAUUGACCAAGAUAACCCAGUUCAUCGACACGGCAUCCGCGCAUUAUCGAGGGAUGAUGUCUCUUGAGCGACAUGAAGAGGCAGGAAAGUUUUUCCGCACUCAUUCCAAUGCUGCAGAUAGACAGGAUAUUAGCUCAGUAGGUCGUUUUGCAAUUAACCGGCCUGACCUCUGGGACAGGGAUUUGAUCAAUCAUACAUGUUUGGAUCCGUCUGAAAGAAAAUUAGCGCUUGCGAGCCAGGAAAGUUACUCCAAGCAUGAGGGGAAGCAUCCUCGAGAGGAGGGGGAUGGGGUUAACGGACCUGGUCCCGCGAAGAGAUCUCGAGUAGAAGAAGCAUGGUCAACUGACUGUUCUUAG